AAGUGAAAUUGAAUUACAUUAAUAAUAUUUUAACAGAUUUAUUCAAUGAUGAAUAAUACAAAAAAAAUCAAUGUAAAUUUUUCAUCUCUUGUGGGUUUAAAAGCAGAACUUUUAAAAAAACAACAUGAAGUAAAUGAAGCAAAAUUGAAAUCAGAAACAAUUUAUAAUAUUCCAAAAUUACAGAAGAAAAAAUCUUCAAAAACUGAAGAGGAACAUAAAAAUGAAAAUUUGAAAAAAUUAGAGUAUAUUGAGGAUAUUGAUACUCAUAAAAAGUCAAAAUUAAUGUUAGUAGCAAAGGCAAGGUUGUAUGACCAAUUAAAAAAAUCUAAAACUACCAAUGAAAAUUUUCUUGUUGAUUUCACAAAUAAAUCAGAUGAAUCUGAAGAAGAAUUAUUACAAAAAGAUGAAGAAAAUGCAACAUUAGAAAAUGAAGAUGACUGGGUAGAAUAUGAAGAUUGUUUUGGUCGCACAAGAAAAUGUUUACGUGAAGAUUUGUGUUUAAUGCAAGAAAAAGAUCAAUUAAUAAAACAACAAAUAAUAAAUAAAAAAGGAAUUGAUCCAAAAACAAAUAAUAUUAUCGAACAAAAUUAUGCUCAAGAAGAAAAAGAACCUGAAAUAGAAAUUAUGAGAAGAAAAUGGGAAGAACAAACAAAAAAACUAACUGAUAAAGUAAAUAUACAUUAUCAAGAUAUUUUAUUUGAUGAAGCUAGAACCCAUGGUGUUGGUUAUUAUGCAUUUUCACAAGAUGAAGAAGAGAGAAUCAAGCAACAGGAAAAUUUAUUCAAUUUAAGGAAGGAAACAGAAAGAAAACAGAAAGAAAUAAAAGAAUUAAAAGAAUUGAAAGAAAAAAUGGAAUAUAAUAGAUUAAAAGCAGCUAAAAUUAGGCAGCGUAUUAGAGCAGGAUUACCAAUAGAUGUAGUAGAAGAAGAAUUCAGAAAAAAAAAUAAUGAAUCUAAUCAAAAUCCAUCAGAUAAUAUACAUGUUGCAGAAAAGAAUUUGAUUGAAGUCAAAGAAAAAGAAAGUAAUGAAAAUCAAAAUAUAGAAAUAAAUAAAGAAUUAGAAAAAGAAAAUAAAAUAAAAGUUUUAGGAGAAUUUCUAGGAAAAAGAAGUCAUUGGUAUGAAAUGUCUCAGGAAGAAUGGAUUCAUAAAUGUAGAAAAAUUAGAGUUAAUGAAUUUGGACCAGUAUAUGAAAAUUUCAAAAGUGCUGGUUAUUUAAACUCUGAAAAUAUUAAUGUAGCAUUAAGAAUUAAUAAUGAGGAAUUUCAAUCAUAUGAAAUGAAUAUUCAGAGUAAUAUAAAAACUAAUAAUAAAGUAAAUAUAGAUACUUAUAAUAUACCACUUCCUCCUAAUUUAAUUAUAAAUGAUCCUAAUAUUGAGAAUAAUAAAACAAUAAAUCAAAAUAAUUUUACCCAACAAAUUCAGCUUAGACAACAAGAAUCCAACAAUAUAUUACAGAAUCAGAUGAUACCAAAUAGAAAUAUAGACGAAGCAAGUAUAGCAGCUGGUCUUAAAUAUUUGAGAGAAAAAUUUGAAAAAAGUCAAAACACUUGAGAUAUUUAUAAAAUAUAUUUAUAUAAUAAUAUGUUUAAAUAUAUAUGUUUGUAAUAAUGUACAUAUAGACAUUAUCAUAUAUCAUUCUCUUUAUACCAAAGAAUAUGCAAUUUAACUUAUAGAAGUUCAUAUUUUAAAUGUAAAAUAUGGAAAAAUAAUUAUUAAAAAUAACAUUUUUGAGAUGCCAAUAUUUAUUUCAAAAUGCAAUUUAAUUUUAUAAACUAUUUUAUCAUAUAAAUUGAAGUUAAAUAUAAAAAAAUAAUGUUCAUCUUUAUUCAAAUAUCCUUAUUCAAAUAGAAAAUUUAUGAAUUUGUGCUUCUGGUAUAAAAGAGAUGAUAGAUGAUUAAAAAAUUAUAAUAAAAUUAUUUACGAUAAUAAAAUAUAUUUAUAAAAAA
This is a messenger RNA of Apis dorsata (giant honeybee), 1946 nucleotides long. RefSeq names its product coiled-coil domain-containing protein 174. The transcript has a single exon. The record is from RefSeq and is a predicted model, not a curated record. The coding region runs from base 46 to 1551 and encodes 501 amino acids. Gene Ontology annotation, cellular component: nucleus. Lineage: Eukaryota; Metazoa; Arthropoda; Insecta; Hymenoptera; Apidae.